UCUCUCUGUUUUUCUUCUGUUUUCAGGAAAAAAAAGUGACCGAUAUUUAAGAUUGGUGGAGCACCACAUAAAAAAGACAGUAAAACAUCUCAUUUGUCUCUCGUUCUGCUCCACCCCUCAUCCCCCACCCUCAUCUCAGCUGUCCUAAAACCGAUUGAUCGGCGUUCACUGUUUGGUUUUGAUUUCUUGACCAUGGUGGGCAUCCUGGCCGGGGGAGGGGGCUUGGUACUCCUCCUCAUCAUCAUCACCUUGGUGUGCUGUUGCCUCAGCCGACGCAAGAGCCACAUGCGCUUUGAAGAGGAAAGAGAGUUGAGACUAGCCCCCCUGACCAAGACCCAGCCUCCUUACCACUCAGAGGGCCAGACAAAGCAUCCUUCUCAACCAGAGUGCCAGAAGCAAAGGCAGACACCCCCCGGUGGGGACCCACCUGGUUCCACCGGCCCCAGGCCCACGGCCAGAGCCCCCAACCAGAGGCCUCGAGGGGGGCCUCCACAGACACCAAUGGAUGAUGAUGAGGAGCAGCCCCCACCACUACCCCAGUCCAAGAAGAAAGGCCCUCACCCCUCCAGACACUGAGUCUGGAAACAGGUUUAGCCUAUAUACUUUCUGAUCCAAGGAAAGGAGGUCCAGCAGUCUACAUGUUGAACAUUUUGUUAUCUAAAGAAUAGAAAAGGAAGGAAAAUACCCACAUUGUUGUUUUCUUCCAACGCCUUUUCAAAAUUCUGUUUCAUUGUUUUUAUGUUGAGUUGAGUGUUUAUCAAAAUCAUCCAUAGGUUGUAGCCUACCUAUCUAUCCACCUCCUCUUGAAGUAGUGACCUUAUGUCACUUAUGUCUGUGUGAUUGUCAAU
This is a messenger RNA of Oncorhynchus gorbuscha (pink salmon), 848 nucleotides long. Its product is annotated as basic salivary proline-rich protein 2-like. Bases 193 to 576 code for a protein of 127 amino acids. Lineage: Eukaryota; Metazoa; Chordata; Actinopteri; Salmoniformes; Salmonidae. The transcript is spliced from 2 exons. The record is from RefSeq and is a predicted model, not a curated record.